CAACCAAAGAUCACAAAACACACUUCAAAAAUCAUCUUCAUCUCAAAAUCAUAAGAAGUAAUCAAUCUUUAAUGGUUGUUGAAAGUCCAAAGUUGGAAGGAGAAAAAAGAUGCAUAGCAAACUUGUUGUAGGAGUAGAAUUAGUAAGCUCAUCACCAACUUUUUGUGCACUACCUCGUCGCCGUCAUCAUCAUCCAUUAUUCUCCAAGACUCUAUGCUGCACCAACAAUUCCUCUUCUUCUUCUUCUUCUUCUUCAUCAUCAGGCCAUAAAUUCAAGUUUAAUGUUGUGGGUGAUAGGAAAUGGAAGUUCAAAGAUAUUGAUGCCAGUAAAGUGGAAGAAUCAGUAAAUCACUGGCUGUCAAAGACACAGGACUUUUUUAGUGAAGUCACUUCACCACUGGUAAAAACUGUAAAUGAUAAAAGAACCAAUUUUCAUGAUGAUAUUCAAGAUACGGAGGAAGUAUUCAUGGCUGAACAAACUGUUGAUAGCCAAACACCGAAUGGUGAUCUAUCUGUAGCUGCCAUUCUUUCCAUUGAGCAAUUUAGCAGGAUGAACGGAUUGACUGGGCAGAAAAUGCAGAAGAUCUUCAAAGCACUUGGUCCUGAAUCUGUUCAUAGUGAUGCUCGCAGUUUGGUUGAAUACUGCUGCUUUAGGUUUCUGUCAAAGGAUACUUCUAUCCUUCAUCCUUGCCUGAAGGAACCUGCAUUUCAGAGACUGAUUUUCGUAACUAUGCUUGCCUGGGAGAGACCAUAUAGGAGCAGAGGAGACUCCCGAGUUAAAGUUUCAAAGAAGCAUUCUCUCCAGCUAAAGACGAGACUAGUUGGAGAAGAGGCUUUUGUUCGUAUUGCGCCUGCUGUUGCUGGUAUAGCUGAUUGGACAACAGCACACAACCUUUUCAAAGCUCUUGCUGGGAAUGAUCGGGGCAUCUCAUUUACCUCAUGGUCCACAUACAUCUGUGAACUUCUCAAAGUGCACGAAGGACGGAAGACAUACAAGUUUCAAGAUCCCUCCCAGCUCCAUAAUGAGAGAAUCUUGUGCAUUGCUUCCGGUGGAAAACACCCUGUUCUUAAAUGGGAGAAUAAUAUGGCAUGGCCUGGAAAACUAAUUUUGACUGAUAGGGCCCUUUACUUUGAGGCGGUUGGUGUGAUGGGAAAAAGAAAUGCAUCAAGAUUGGAUCUUACAGGAGAAGGUUCACUUAUAAAGACAACAAAAGUUGGGCCUCUGGGCUUUGACUUUCUAGAUUCUGCUGUAUCUGUCACUUCGGGUCCUCAGUCGGAUGCAUGGGUAUUAGAAUUUGUCGACUUUGGAGGAGAAAUGAGACGGGAUGUGUGGUAUGCAUGCAUCAGUGAAGUAAUUGCUUUAUACAAGUUCAUACGAGAAUUUGGACCUGAGGAAGGUGAUCAAUCAGUAUACAAUGUCUAUGGUGCUCAGAAAGGGAAGGCAAGAGCAAUUUCGUAUGCUACCAAUGCUGUUAAGAGACUUCAGGCUCUUCAAAAUACUCGAAAGCUCUUGGAGGAGCCAACUAAAUUGGUUCAGUUCUCAUUUUUGCAAAAUGCACCUUAUGGUGACGUCGUAUUACAAACUCUAGCAGUUAACUGUUGGGGUGGACCAUUGAUCGCAAAAGUGACUGAUCAAGAAUAUCAAUCCACAAAAGAGGCAACAGAAAGUAGUAGUUAUGUGUUUGACGUAGAUGGAAGUGUGUACCUGCAGAAGUGGAUGAAGUCUCCAUCAUGGACUUCUAGUGCUUCACUUGCUUUUUGGAAGAACUACUCGCUAUCGAAACGGGGGAUAGUUUUCAGUAAAAAUCUUGUUGUCGCUGAUAUGAAUUUGAUGGAAAAAGCAGCAUUGGUAUGUAGAGAUAAAUAUCAAGUAGCACAGAAAACGCAAGCCACAAUUGACGCUGCAAUGAUUGAAGGGAUCCCUAGUAACAUUGACCUUUUUAAGGAACUUGUGUUUCCGUUAACAGUUAUGGUAAAAAACUUUGAGAAACUUAGGCAUUGGGAGGAUCCCCUAUUGACAGCCUCUUCUCUUGCACUUGCAUAUACGAUUAUAUUCAGGAAUAUGCUAUCUUAUAUUUUGCCGGCAAUAUUGAUGGUAUUGGCUGCUGGCAUGUUAUUACUUAAGGGGCUCAAGGAACAAGGUCGGCUUGGAAGAUACUUUGGAAAAGUAACGAUACGUGACCAACCACCAUCAAACACACUACAGAAAAUUAUUGCAGUUAAAGAUGCCAUGCGUGAAGUCGAAAAGUAUCUGCAGAGCUUGAAUCUGUCGCUGCUCAAGAUUCGAGCAAUUAUUCUUGCUGGCCAACCUCAGAUCACGAUGGAAGUCGCUCUGGCUCUACUAUUUGGUGCAACCACUCUCCUAAUUGUUCCAUUCAAGUACAUAGCUGCUUUCCUGAUUGCUGAUGCAUUCACCCGUGAACUCAAGUUCCGAAAGGAAAUGGUUUUGAGAUUCAUGAGCUUUCUGAAGGAGCGGUGGGAAACAGUGCCUGCUACCCCAGUUGUUGUACUACCAUUCGAGGAUGAUAAGUCCGAUGCACCAACCCAAAGAAAGGAGUCCAGCAAUGAUGUAGUAAAACCAGAGAAACAGUUAAAGCAGUAGGUUGUUGUAAAUCUUCUUUUAGGUAACUUUCUUUUCUUUUUUCUUUGUUCUUUAUAGUUGGUGCUUGCAGAAGGUGAGAGGGGUCGAAGAUUGAAGCAAGAAACACUUUUUCGCCCUUAAAAACAGUAUCAUUUGGGUGGGAUUUCAUAAAACAGUAUCACAUGAGUAAAAUGUGAUUGGUUUGUAUGAAUGUCUCUUGGAAAGGAGGAGCAUUAGAAUCUCCAAAUGUUGUUUUUGUC
Molecule: messenger RNA, 2841 nt
Organism: Lycium ferocissimum
Lineage: Eukaryota; Viridiplantae; Streptophyta; Magnoliopsida; Solanales; Solanaceae
Exons: 11
Coding region: 110-2602 (830 amino acids)
Source: RefSeq, a predicted model, not a curated record